Ooceraea biroi (clonal raider ant) is the source of this 8660-nucleotide messenger RNA. RefSeq names its product PHD and ring finger domains 1 (gene PHRF1). The record is from RefSeq and is a predicted model, not a curated record. NCBI's taxonomy places the organism in Eukaryota, Metazoa, Arthropoda, Insecta, Hymenoptera, Formicidae.
AUGACGCAACGUUGCCCGUACACGGCACACGGCGUCCGCGAUCCAAGAUGUCCGCGGUCUCACGAUAGAACGCGUACCUUUUCGGGUGUGCUGUCAACGGGCCCGCGCGGGGAGCUUCGGUGUGCAAUUCGGACUCGCUUCAAUCGCCCGUGAGAAUUGUGAGGUCGCCGACGCGCGCUCACGAUCGACCAGUGCGCGACACGGAUGUGCGCGGCGAAUCACGAACGAUAAAUCGGGAGAUAAUCGCGAGAGAGACCGAAGGAGAGAAAGAGAGAGAAAGGGGAAGAAAGAGAUAGAGUGCGCGAGGAGGACGGAGCGGGACGGAAAUCGACAAGCGUCAACUCGGGCGCCUCUUUCCAGCGACCUAUGAGCGAAAUGCAGUGGGCAUGAAUUUGAGAGGAAGUUAAGAUGUCCAGCGACAGUGAUCAUACUUCUUCGAUACGCCAUCACAGUCACAAGCGCAAGAAGGUCAUCAUAAGUGAUAGCGACAGUAGUGAUGAUUCCAUUAUUGUACAAAAUCGAAGAAACAAAAAGAUAUAUAGAGUCGUUAGCGAGGAAGAAAGCAGCGACGAUAGUGAUGUACCUAAGCCUGUGAUUAGACGACAAAACCAUAGAGUUAUUAGUGAAGAUGAAUCUAGUUAUGAUAGCGAAUCAGAUGCGAGUAAAUCUUCUCAAAGCAACAGCACUACCACGUCAGAAUGGGAGGACGACUGGACCAGCUCCGACGAGAUGAACGAAGACGCAGCGAAGACGAAGGCGUAUAGGGGUAAAAGUAAAGUCCUAUCGAAAACGAAAACUGAGAAAGCCAACAAUCCCGGUCCCUCCUCGCCAUCCAAUGCCAAUGUCAACUCUGACAGCAGUGACGAACAGUCGGAGAAAUGUCCGAUAUGUUUACUGCCAUUCAAUAAACAGCAAGUCGGCACACCGUCCGUUUGCGGUCACUGCUUCUGUUUGGAGUGCUUACUAGAAUGGAGUAGGAACAUUAACACCUGCCCCGUGGAUCGCCAAACCUUCACCGUGAUCCACGUUAGAGAUCACCUCGGUGGCAAGGUGGUGAAGCAUUUACCCGUUGAAGUUGUGCCGCGCGUUGAGAACCAAGUGCAAGACGAUCCGACGUUUUGCGAAAUAUGUAAUCAGAGCGACAGGGAAGAUCGGAUGUUGCUUUGCGACGGUUGCGACCGCGGCUACCACUUGGAAUGCCUGACACCACCGAUGACCACUGUACCGAUCGAGGAAUGGUUCUGCCCGGAGUGUGUGAGACAGAAUCAAGCGUUUGUGACGGAUUUUCUGCCGACUCUCAUGAGAUCGCGGUAUCCGGUGCGACGUAUCCUUCGUUUCGAUAGGGCCAACAGGCACAUCGCUACAAGCAUAUUCGCUACAAUAUUUCCUCCUCACGGAUUCUCACGUAAUCGUUCAUACGCACGUAAUAAUAAUCGUAACCGCUCUCGUGAAGUGCGUGACGAUGCUCCAACGGAUAGUUCCCAGCAGUUAGUCGAUCCGUAUCUGCCAUCUACCUCGUCCGGCAUCGAUUCCAUCGGUGAUAAUAGUCGGAGCCGUUCACCCAACAAUAGUUCAGAAGGCAAUGCCUCGUCUAGCAAACCCUCGAAAUCCGGGGCCAAGACGACGAAACGGAAGAAGAAGAAGCAUACGAAAAGCUCGAAAAGAAGCGCAGGCAGUAAUCUCGUACGGGAAGUGCGAAUCAGAGAAUUUAACGAAGAUGGCGAGGAGGAGGAGAUAGUGACGUACGUGAAAGUCGCAUCAACCACAUCAAGGAGGAAGUGUAAGAAAAGAACAAAGAAAACGCGCAAGAGGAGAAAACACAAACGACGUGCGCGCGCCGAAGCAUCCGUGCUGACUAAUGCGCGUACAGUAAAACGGAGACUGGCUUCCACGUUGGGUAUGGAGAAACCGAAAAUUCCAGUGCUCGUACCCAGCAUGAAAAGUAACACCUCUAUCCCUGAGAAAAGCGCUCUCAUCAACGCCAGAUACAGCGCCGGUAUACCUCAAGUUAGCAUCUUCGGAAAUAAUCUGGGAUUGGACUACAGUCCACCUGGAUCGGACGAUGACGAUGAAUAUUCCAUUGGAAACGGCCCGAUGAUAAAUGUACAGCGACGACGCUCAGCAGUACCGUCGAUCAGACGUCGUGCCGUUCUAAAAACAAUCGCUAGUCCGAUAGAUGAAGGGGUGAACGCGAGCGCGACAGACCUACUGGAUAGCAUAAUGAGCAAUCAAGAGCUGUGGCAUUCGACCAAAAAGAAGGACAGUGUAAUUUUAAAAGCGGAUGGCACGCUAGUAGUGAAUAAUCCGGACAAGGAGAACAAGCAUAGCAUUAAUAAUAACGAGAGUCCAAAGAAGGAGAAGCCGGACGAAAAGAUAACACGGCAGGACGAGGAGGAAAUGAUUCUGAGGGAAGCGGACACGCCGCUGGAUCUUUCCAACGUCAAUCCUAACGACAUCACACAGGCGCCAAUGUACAACAAUCCCUGUGGUGGUGGUGGCGGCGGUGGCGGCAACCGAGGUAAUUUCCGUGGUGGCUACGGUCGCGACAAUAGCCGUCACGGUGGACACGGGGGACAGAGCUACGGCAGCGGUCGGGAUUCGCUACCACCGGGCGGCGGUAGGCACAGCUAUGGCGGCGGAGCCGGUGGCGGCGGUCCGCGGGACAACUUUGGGAACCGUGAUUUCGGUCCACCGCCGUUCUACAAUCCGAAUUUCGAGCACUGCGGUGGACCGCCCAUGUUUGGCGCCCACGCACCGCCGCCGCCGUUCCGCGGCCGCAAUCCGCAGCAUUUUCGCAACGAGCGGCUACGCUUCCCUCCACCGCCCGUUGAGCAACGGCCGUUCGCGGGCUAUGCAGACAGCAGCGGCGGCGGCGGCUUCGAGCCGAGACCGCCGUUUCCGCAUGCGGCGGAUCGUUUUCCGAGACCCAGACCUCCGUUGGGUAUACCGCCCCCUGGUGCACCGCCUAUCAUGUCAUCGAACGCACCGGAUUCCUUGAACGUGCAGCCGUCAGCAUCGGUACGAGCGCACAACAGCCUACCAUCGGUCAAUCUGCCGGAAGAUGUGGCACGAAACUAUCAGCAGCCACCACCGCCACCGCCACCGCCACCGCCACCGCUGCCCGAGCAAAGCGAGCGCGUCGUGGCACCCGAACCUGUCUCUGCGCCAACCGUCACGCGGUCUGAUAACGACGACUGCGAUAUUUACUGUGACAUCGAACCACCGUCUAGGAUCGACUGUGACGCACAGGAGGAGCAUCACAGCAACGGCUCGAUGAUUCUGCUGCCGCCUCCGGAGCCACCAUCCGGUUUGCUGGAUUUUGAGGAGAACUCCAGGAGCGACAAGGAUAACGACAGCGAGCAAGAGUUGGUGAUUGACGACAGCCACAAGGAGGACGUGCCCCUUCGGCAGGAAUUAUCGAGUGGCAGUGGUGACAAGUACGAUCCGUUUGCAGCCGACAGCGACAGCAACGACGACGCUGCACUGCAGAAGGGGAUGCACGAGAAGGUGCAAGUGUCACGGAACAGUAUGGACAGUUGCGAUAUACCGAUGCCGAUUGCUCCGCCGUUGAUUUCAGCGAGUUAUCCGAUCACCGUGCCCGCCGUUUCUGGCAUAACGACGGCCGAGAUCAGAAACGAUCGACCCGCGCAGGAAUUCGUGCGCCUGACCGCGUACGACGACGACGACGACGACAACGACUCGCAGUCGGACUGCCCGAACUUUUCCAUUUACUCGUCGCAAACUAUGGACGUUGCUAGACACACGGAGCAGGAGCUUUCCCAGCAGUUAGGACCGCUUCAACCACCGCCAUUACCACCCAUCAUCCCUGACGACGAUGACAUUAUCGUGGGCGACGUUCAGGCUUGCGACUUACCGGACGCACCGCCCGAACCAGCUGAUCCGUACGUCGAGGCACUGCAGAAGGAGCGGCAGACGCUGAGCAAAAUACCGCCGAAGAAGAUCGCUCACGACACGCAUCGCGGCAAGAUCACCUUCAAGAUUGGCAACAAGCUGCGACUCAACAAUCGGCUAAGCGGUCUGCAUGCGGACGAUCACGGAUCACAGAAUGCUAGUUUCAAUCAGAAGAAGGCCACGCCGUCGUCGAUUGAUGAACAGCAGCAAGAGCGAGACGGUGACAAGAGUAUUAGUCUGUUGAAGCCAACAGCAGAGUCCAACGCGGCCAAAUCGUCAAUAGCGAUAAAUCAGUUAACGAAGAUAAAAUCACGCUUUGGAGAAGACGAUGAGAAUGCGUCGGUGGAACCGAUCUCGAAGAAUGAAUUACUGAAAUUCUCUCAUCGGCGUGACAGCAAGGAUCUCGGCUCGGACAGCUCGUCGGACGAGGAAACUACGAAAACAGAAGAUACGAAACAUGUCGACACGUCCAGCGAGAAAGAAACCGAGGAGAACGUCGAGCGGGAAGCAUCGCCGCUGUUCGCCGCGACAAACAUGACGGCAGAUGAGGACGUUGUGGUCGCAGAGAGUACGGUGCCCUCGUCUACGUUCGAUACGAUCGAACAGCUGUCGCCGAAAAAAUUGGAUGGCAGCGAACUGAGCAUGGAGUGCAGCUCGGAGGACUUGGAAGCUGGCGACGCGACAGGCAAGGUUGCAGCACCAAGUCAGUCAAGCGGUGGAUUGCGUGAGGAGGCGAACACCCAAGACGACUCGCGCGAUCGGGAGUCGAGCGGUGACGAGUACGAGGACCGUUCGCCGGAUCAGAAAGUCGCUGACAAAACGGAUGUUGAGGAUAAGGAUGAUGAGGAGAGGGCACCAAGUGACAACGAGGAUCCAAGUUUGUCGGAUCAGCAGCACGAGAAGGCAUGCUCCAGUUUCUCAACGGUGGACGACGAAGUGGAGCAGUUCCCGAUAGAGAAGGACAAGCUGGAAGACGAGCCGACAGUGCCGGUUGUUUGCGGCGACAACAACUGGGAUUCAGACGGCGCUUACACGCCGUGCAAAGACGAGUUGCCAGUAAAGGAUGGAGACGUACAGCUGAUGGAACGGCGCGCGGCGUCAUUCGAGGUUGGGCUUGAGCCGAUCACGCCGACUAAAGAUAGAACAAACGACGACUUGGACGAUUGCAGAACUCCAGUGGGUUACGCCGGAUUGGGAACUGAAGCCAUCUCCGAGACUGAUGAGGCGAUCAACUUCGAAGAAGAAUUAAACAUGUUGUCGUUGCGCAAGGAGAAGGAGAUGGAGGACGGCGAGAUAGUGGACGAGAGUAAACUGAACGCAAAAGAACGCGAAAAAUCGAAGGAGGAAAAGGAAGACGACAGCAAGAAGAAGAAAAAGAAGGACAAGAAAGAGAAGAGUAACAAGGAGAGCACGGAGAAGAACAAGGAAAAUAUCUCCUCGGACAAUCUGGUCUCGUGGAAGAAGAUCUCGAAGAGCACGAAGGAGAGGCCAUAUCGCGACAAGGACAAGCGGUCCAAGUCGAGGGAGAAGGAGAAGGACAAGGAUAAGUCUUCCAAGAAAAAGACGAAGGAACUAGGUAAGAAGAAAGAGAAGAGGAAAGAAUUACCGCGGUACGACGUUAGGAAAAUAGUGGCCGAGAAGCCAUCCCGACCAAGGAAAGAUGAAUACGGCAGGGAUAUCCGAGAGAAAUCGCGAAGCAGAUCGAGAAGUCGCUCAUCGGAGAAGAUUCAGUCAGGCUCACGACGUAGCCGAUCGUACUCGAAGGGACGGUCCAGGAGCAGAUCCCGGCUCCGACUGUCCUGGUCUAGAGAUCGUGCCCGAUCGUACUCUAGAUCAUGCCGAUCGACCUCGCGCCGCAGAUCUUUGUCUCGUAACAAAGGUAAAUCCUCGCGGAGACGAUCUAUGUCGCGUAAACGAUCACUGUCAAGGCGUCAUUCAGUUUCUCGUAGACGGUCGCGGUCACUGUCGCGCAAAAGACGAUCCCUGUCGCCCAGACGGCGGUCCAGGCCUCGACGGUCACCGUCAAGAUUGCGCGACAAACGGAAGGAGAAGACGAAAAAGUACAAGUCGCGUAGCCGUUCGCGAAAUCGCAAGAGGUCGCGCAGCAAGUCUCCGAAAAGGACAUCGUCCAAAUCACGGGAGAAGAAGCACAACAAAAGAAAGGCGCAUAGCCGAUCGAGAUCGAAGCCUCGAUCGGUCUCGCGAGAUCGCAAUAGAAAUUGGGAGCAGCUGAACGAGAAGACCGUGGACUGCGAGCAACAAUUUCCACGUGAGCGGGAGGAGCAUGAGCGUUCCUGGAGCGCGCAGUGGACACCAUCUUGGUCGAGAUCGAGGUCCAAAACACCUCCGCAUAUUCAACAGGAGCCGAUCGGUGCUCGCAACUGGUCGCCGCCACCAGUGUUAGAUAGCGUGUCGCCGAAGAACCUGACCGUAAUACUAACGAACAAGGAAGCGAUCAAGAAAAAGAAAAAGGAGCGCCGGAAAGAGAGCCGGAGAUCCAAGGAGGCGGAGAAGCGGCGGAAAAGUAAACGCAACAGGACUCCGCCACCGUCUAAGGAAGUCUUUGCGAGCGGCGACAACAUAUUGGUUAGCGUGUGCUUCAACAAAGACAACGAGACUAAUCCGGCACCUAUACCGGAAUUGCCGGAAACCAUUCCUUUGAUACCGCCAAUAAAACGCCGGCGAAGAGAGUCGGUUCAGACGGAGGCACCAUCUACGAAACGUUCGAAGAAGGAAAAGACCAAGGACAAGCGAUCGAAGUCGCCGAAAGUGAAGAAGGACAAGAAGAAGAAGUCCAAGGCGGCGGAGAUUGCGGCAACAAAGAAGCCGGUAGCCGUAAUUGAUCUCGAUCAAUCGCCGUUCCGCGAGCAAACACCAUCACCGCGCGAUGUAAUCGUGCUGAGUGAUGACGAUGAUAAACAGGCGCAGGAAGCAAUCCCGCCGUCGCCGGAGCAAUGUCCACCUUCACAGGCAUCGCCGCCACGCGAGCAAUUUGUCUCGCAAGGUCCGAAAACACCGCCGGAGCCGCAGAUCAAGUUCUCCAUAAACAAGCAACCCAGCAAUCUCAGACCGUCCCUGAUAAAUCCGUUGUUGGAGGAAGAAGAAGAGGAGGAAGAGGAAGAAGAGGAGGAGGAAGAGAUGAUGGAUGAACGUGCCGAGGAGGAGCUGGAGAUGCGAGCGCAGGAGGAGUUGGAGCUGCGUCUGAAGAUCGGCCCCAACACACCUCCCGAGCCGCCGACGUCUCCGCCGACCUCACCGGACGCGUAUGAUCCCUUCGAUCCGACCAAGUCGCGUUCACCUACGCCUGAUGCGAGCCAGGAGGCGACGCCGAGCGAUGAGCGGGACCGAGUCCAGCGCAACUCGCCGAGAAAGCACGAUGGUGCGACAGAUACCCCGUUACCUUUGGACGAGCCCAGCCAGCAGCAGGACCAGUCCAGCCAGGAGAAGCCGAUCGAGAAGCCAAAGAUAAUAUCGAUGGUGACCAUUAAGCGACCGUCGCCGCAGAGGGAUGUUUCCGCAUCGCCUGCACCGGAGAAUCAGACUGAUAUAGCGCAGUCGUGCAGCAGUCCGCCCAAGACGCAGCAGGCCCAGCAGAGCGUACAGUCGACCGCGAAUCCAUUCGCUACUAUCAAUCCCGUCUUGGCUACGGUGGCAGCCGCAGUGCAGAGAAGCGCCGUCUUCAACACUAGCACGCCCAACACCGCACAGAGAACGCUGCUGCAGUCGAACCGUAUCUCGCCGAGCAGCCAGGUCAAACCGCGUACGAACGACAGACCGCAGCUUCCUAAUGCGUUCGCGACGAAUUCUGCGAAAUCGUCCACCAUGACGCGGUCGUCCAAGCCUACCCAGAAGAACAGCUCGACGAUAGGGCAGAACGGCAGUGACGCGACGAUAGACAUAUCGAACGACAACGUCGUCGACAUGUCAUCGCCGUAUUCACCGGGCUCUACCUUGAGCGACGGUCUGUUCGAUCCGCCUAGCCCCGCCAAUUUCAAUAACUCGCCCGUCGCGAACGCAGCACCUUCCGCUCCUGCGAAAAUCAGCACGCCGAAAGUUACCAAGAGCGCGGAGAAGAAGGAUGCGUUCGACGCGCUGUUCGGUAGUAUAUUGCCGCCAGUUAAGACUGCAACUAAGAAUAGGAAUAAGAAGGUCGCCAAGGAGAAGCCGAAGAAGUCCACGAAUCCAAAAGUUGGAGUCCGCAUGGACGAGAACCAGCUUCAGAUUCUUGACGAUCUUCCUAGCUCAGCCGUAGAAAUGCAAGUUAAAGACAAGUUCCUGAAGAAGUUAAAUCGACAAGAAAGAGUCGUGGAAGAGGUGAAGUUAGUUCUCAAACCCCAUUACACCAAAAAGCACGUUACGAAGGAGGAAUACAAGGACAUCAUGCGCAAAGCUGUACCUAAGAUAUGCCACAACAAGACAGGCGAGAUCAAUCCGAAGAAGAUAGCGCACCUGAUAGAAGCGUACGUGAGAAAGUGUCGGAACAAUAAGAAAAAGACAACGACAACUUCCUCCACCAGCAAGAUAACGAAACCAGCGAAAACUAUGUGGAGUUGAUCACGUGUCGGCAAUCCUAGCGCAUUAGAAAUUUCUUCGACGUUAGGCCUGUCCUUAGAACACGCGUAAAUGCACAUUCUAUUUCCUGGAUGGUAAGUGACUCAACAGCAUAUGCAUAUAUAUAUAUAAAUAUAUAAAUGAAUAAAUAUGUAUGUAUGUAUGUAUAUAUAUAUAUAUAUAUAUAUAUGUGUGUG